Molecule: messenger RNA, 242 nt
Organism: Dentiscutata heterogama
Lineage: Eukaryota; Fungi; Glomeromycota; Glomeromycetes; Diversisporales; Gigasporaceae
Source: the annotation of a GenBank genome assembly
CAAAUGAUCUUCAAAAAUAUUUAGAUAGUUGGAUAAAGGAAAGUUGUUAUAUAAAAAUUUUUAAAAAAGCUAACAAAAUAACUAAGUAUGAUUCUGGACCUUUAAAUGAUUGUGCAAAUGCCAUAAGUUCAUAUCAGUUUAUAAACCGUUUAAAAGGUUCAAAACCUACGAACAAAUUUGGUUCUACUGUAUCACAAAAUAAUGAAUGCGUUAUUUUUGAUUCAAAUUUUAAUGUAAAAUGA